AUGAAUGCAAUUGCAACGGCCCUCCCAGUAUUGGCAAUCGCUCUUGCAGCUCAUGCAUGGAGUUCUCCAGGCCUCUCAGUCCCCCCUGGAGCCGUGUACAUUGAUCCCCUAGAGUAUAAUGUCGUUGGUGCCAAUUACACUCAAUGGCGCAACUCGUCUAUUGAAGGGUUCAAUCCCACAAACACUACCUCGCCUUUCAUCCAAAUAUUCGACCCCUCUUUCCUCAAUGUACUGGGUCCCAGCGCAACAAUUCGCUCUAUCGCUUCCAAUCCUGGCUUCGCCUUCGCACAUGAAGCACCAGUAUAUGUCCCGGAUCUUAACGUCCUCUUCUUUUCAAGUAAUGACGGCGGUCCUCUUGGGUAUAACGGCUGGUACAACAACAGCGUCGUUAGUAUGAUCAAUAUGACGGAAGUCGACAUUGCCCUCGCCUCCACUACGGGAAAUGUCAACAUCCAAGUGCAAACGCUCAACCUUUCGGACACAGUACAGAUGGUCAAUGGAGGUACUGGACCUUAUAAGGGCAACUUGCUUCUGGUCACUUCAGGACGCGCUCUUCUACCUCCCUCGAUCGUACUCGUUAACCCCAAUCCCCCCUAUAACGCCACUGUCCUUCUUGACAAUUUCUACGGCAGGCAGUUCAACUCCCUGAAUGACGUCAAGGUGCUCCCUGGCACCGACAUUAUAUUCUUCACAGAUCCCACUUAUGGCUGGUUGAACGGCUUCCGUCCUGAACCUAUGCUCCCUUCGCAGGUCUAUCGCUUUGAUCCGUCGACAGGCGAAGUCCGGGUUAUCGCAGAUCAGUUUGUCCACCCGAAUGGUAUCGCCUUUACGCCAGAUGGCAGAACUGCAUUCGUCACUGACACAGGUAUUUCGGGAGGAUUUCUUGGAACAAAUCAGACACUUCCUGCCACGAUCUACCAAUACGAUGUUGACCCAGCAACUCAGUCGUUCAUGAACCGCCGUGUGUUCGCGUACGCGGACUCCGGUGUCCCGGACGGUAUCCAGCUCGACACGCUGGGCAAUGUCUAUUCAGGUUGUGGGGAAGGGACACACGUCUGGAACUCCAGAGGAACCCUCAUCGGAAAAUUUUAUCUUAAUAGCACAACCGCUGAGAUGAUGUUCACGAAGUCCGGUCUUGUCAUCCUUGAUGAAGAGACGUUAUAUCUGGUAAAUAUUCAGGCGCAGGGGAUCAGUUUGACCACACUUUAG
Fibroporia radiculosa is the source of this 1209-nucleotide messenger RNA. RefSeq lists its product as uncharacterized. The record is from RefSeq and is a predicted model, not a curated record. Bases 1 to 1209 code for a protein of 402 amino acids. Lineage: Eukaryota; Fungi; Basidiomycota; Agaricomycetes; Polyporales; Fibroporiaceae. The transcript has 6 exons.